AUGUUUUAUCCCCCUUUAGUCCUUGCCUGCCUGGCCCUUUUGGUGGCUACCACUGGAGCCGCUAAUAUUCGGCCCACGGUGAAGGUCGUGAACAACACGCUGUAUCGCCGCUAUGUGUGCGUGAACAAGUCGAAUGGAUUCCGCGCCCUGGUGCCCGGCAGCUGCUCUAGAUUCUACGAGUGCCAGAAUGGUAUCGCUACCGAGACCUCUUGCCCAGGGUUCUAUGACUCGAAGGUUCAGGGCUGUGUUAGCUAUAACACAGGAUGCGUUGAAGUAAUGCAAGUAGCAGCUGUAGGUGUUGGCAAUAGCGUGGAGCCUUGUGGUGAUGCAACAACCACUUGUACAACAACAACAUGUACGCCACCAACAACAACCACUUGUACAACAACAACAUGUACGCCACCAACAACAACCACUUGUACAACAACCACAUGUACAACACCAACAACAACCACUUGUACAACAACCACAUGUACAACACCAACAACAACCACUUGUACAACAACAACAACCACUUGUACAACAACCACAACAACAACAACCACCUGUACAACAACCACAACAACAACAACCACUUGUACAACAACCACAACAACAACAACCACUUGUACAACAACCACAACAACAACAACCACUUGUACAACGACAACAACAACAACAACCACUUGUACAACGACAACAACAACAACAACCACUUGUACAACGACAACAACAACAACAACCACUUGUACAACAGCCACAACAACAACAACCACUUGUACAACGACAACAACCACUUGUACAACGACAACUUGUACGACACCAACAACGACCACCUGUACAACAACAACAUGUGCACCCCCAACCACAACCACCUGUACAACAACAACAUGUGCACCCCCAACCACAACCACCUGUACAACAACAACAUGUGCACCCCCAACCACAACCACUUGCACAACAACCACCUGUAAGCCAGCAACAACAACCACGUGCACAACAACUACCUGUAAGCCAGACCCGACCACAACUCCCUGUAUAACAACCACCUGCAGUGGAGCAGUAACGACAACAGUUUGUGCUCCUGGAAGCUCAGGCGGUAAAGCCAGACCUUCAUCUGUUUAUGCAAGGCCCGUAGCGAGACCCGUGAACGCUUUGCCUGCAGUCAUGGAUCAGCCCCUGAUGCAAAUGGGUUCACCAACGAAUCAGCUAAGCAUGAACCUCUACACCAGCUAUGUGUGCCGGACCAAGCCCGACGGUUUCAUGCUGGCCUCCCUGACGAGCUGCAACAACUAUUAUAUCUGUCGCUACGGCAAGCCCCUGCAGGUGAGCUGCGGUGAGAAGUACUUCAAUGCACUCAAGGGCAUCUGCGAUCUGCCAGAAAAUACGCGUUGCAUACAGCCGAGAGCCUAA
Molecule: messenger RNA, 1392 nt
Organism: Drosophila hydei
Lineage: Eukaryota; Metazoa; Arthropoda; Insecta; Diptera; Drosophilidae
Product: salivary glue protein Sgs-3
Exons: 3
Coding region: 1-1392 (463 amino acids)
Cellular component (GO): extracellular region
Molecular function (GO): chitin binding
Source: RefSeq, a predicted model, not a curated record